CGAAAGACGCGAGUUAGCUGCCUAGAAGUGAAGAAGGAGAAGGCGCAAGUGGGAAAAAGGGUUGUUUUAGGAUGCCCUCCAAAUCUCUGGUCAUGGAAUAUUUGGCUCAUCCUGGUGCUUUCACCUUGGCUGCUGGAGUUGCUUGUGGUAUGUGCCUGGGCUGGGGCCUCCGAGUACGUUUUGGGAUGCUUUCCAAAGGCUUGACGAGCAAGACAGACACAGAGACAGGCACUGAAGCAAGCAUCUUAGGAGAAAGUGGGGAGUACAAAAUGAUUCUUGUGGUUCGAACUGACUUAAAGAUGGGAAAAGGAAAAGUGGCUGCCCAAUGCUCUCAUGCUGCUGUUUCUGCCUACAAGCAGAUUCAAAUGAAAAACCCUGAAGUGCUCAAACAGUGGGAGUAUUGUGGCCAGCCCAAAGUGGUGGUCAAAGCUCCCGAUGAAGAAACCCUGGUUCAGUUACUGACCCAUGCGAAAAUGCUGGGACUGACUGUAAGUUUAAUCCAAGAUGCUGGACGUACUCAGAUUGCACCAGGCUCUCGAACUGUGCUAGGAAUUGGGCCAGGACCAGCAGACUUAAUUGACAAAGUCACUGGUCACCUAAAACUUUACUAGAUGGACUUUUACGACGACAAUUCCUCUAUCAGGUGUUUGAUGCUUGUCAAAUUUUAACAAUAAAAGCUGAAUUUCUUCCCUCAAUUUAAAUGUUCUUGAGAUGAAAAUAAAACCUAUUCCUGUGCU
Molecule: messenger RNA, 737 nt
Organism: Nycticebus coucang (slow loris)
Lineage: Eukaryota; Metazoa; Chordata; Mammalia; Primates; Lorisidae
Product: peptidyl-tRNA hydrolase 2, mitochondrial-like
Exons: 1
Coding region: 72-611 (179 amino acids)
Biological process (GO): positive regulation of anoikis; negative regulation of anoikis
Cellular component (GO): cytosol; mitochondrion
Molecular function (GO): peptidyl-tRNA hydrolase activity
Source: RefSeq, a predicted model, not a curated record